Messenger RNA from Oncorhynchus gorbuscha (pink salmon), 1454 nucleotides. RefSeq names its product tumor necrosis factor receptor superfamily member 3-like. Lineage: Eukaryota; Metazoa; Chordata; Actinopteri; Salmoniformes; Salmonidae. The coding region runs from base 35 to 829 and encodes 264 amino acids. The record is from RefSeq and is a predicted model, not a curated record. The transcript has 9 exons. Gene Ontology annotation, molecular function: protein binding.
UGUUGUGUGUCGUCAGACUACAGAGAGCUAUUACAUGGAUGGAGGGAGACAAUGCAGACUGUGUCCACCAGGUCAUUAUCAGAGUUCCUGUUCAGAGUGCUCUCCCUGUCGAGAUGGUUCCUACACAACACGAUUGAAUGCUGAGUCCAGUUGUCAUUCCUGCUUCAAAGACUGCAAACGUGAUUUGCACCUGGUGGAGGAUGAGCCAUGUACUUCUGUAUCGAACGCUAGAUGUCGCUGUGAGGCUGGUUUUACCUGCACCGACAAAGACGACCAGACAGGAAACUGUAGAGACUGUGAGAAGAUCCCUCAGCUGCCCCCACCUCCCCUGCCACCUAGCAAUGAAGUGGGCAUCAGAAACAACCAGACAGGAACUUCCUCUGAACACAGCAGGACUUCCUCUUCCGCUGGACGCUGUCAACCUCCCAACUGUGACACUCCACGAUCACCAGUCUCACAAGCAGCUGACACCAGCAAACACUUGGCAGCCAUUUUGUGUCCUAUGAUGGUCAUUGGAAUCCUAGCCGUUAUCUUUCUGUUAUGUAUCCGUCACCCAGGAAAUGAAGCCUGUUUAAAACAAGCUCUCAAGUUCUGUAACAAGGGAGUAAGAGAAGCGUCGCCUAACAAGACCAGAGCCACCUCAUCAGCACAAUGCCAGAGAGACACAGCCCAGUAUUCAGCACCAGACAGUGGAUCCAACACCUAUUACAGCAGCAAAUAUGGGCCCGGUCCAUGUCCACAAUGCUGGAACAGUCAUCUUCAGUUUACUCAACCAGUUCACUGGUAUGGGUGGUGGGAUGGAAGAGAGAGGGCAGAAAGAGAGGGAUGAGGAAGGAUGUCCGACCCACCCCACACCCUCCCCUAACAUCCAUCUAUCCCAGGAGGAAAGGGAUGAGGAAGGAUGUCCGACCCAGCCCACACCCUCCCCUAACAUCCAUAUAUCCCAGGAGGAAAGGGAUGGGGAGAUGGACUGUGUAUUCUUCCCUUCACAGGAACAAGGGAAGGACAGUCACGUUUCCAAAGAGGAGGUGCAUUGAGGGGAGGGGGAUUGAGGACAGAGGACGCACCAAGUGAAAGCUUCCCUUCUAGGAUCAGUUUAGCCAACCCUACAUCCUAAUGUUAAUCAUAAGGAGGAUGAAGACUGGUCUGACCCUGGAUCAGUGGUAAGGGACAACAUCUACCUGGGGCUCUAUUCAGUCUGUAUCACUGAAGCGUUACAGAUUGCUUGAUAGAAAUGUAAAGGUAAUUUUUGAUUGAGCCAACAUAUGCAGUGUUUAUUUCCUGUUCUAGACUUAGAGCUAGACAUCUCACUAUGGUGGUUAUGUACACAUCCACUUGCUCUCAUUUUAUUGAACUGUAUAAUAAGCUUUCAGUCUCAACUGCUGCAAACUGUUUUUUCUGUGUUCAUGUGGCACCUUGAACUGUUUUUGCACAAAUUAAAACCAAAAUAUGAA